Messenger RNA from Drosophila serrata, 1520 nucleotides. RefSeq names its product lipid droplet biogenesis associated protein seipin (gene Seipin). The record is from RefSeq and is a predicted model, not a curated record. Gene Ontology annotation, biological process: lipid storage; lipid droplet organization. Gene Ontology annotation, cellular component: endoplasmic reticulum membrane. Lineage: Eukaryota; Metazoa; Arthropoda; Insecta; Diptera; Drosophilidae.
CGACGACGACGACGUCACGAUGAACUUCCUGCUGCGCUUCGUGGUCUUCUGCCUGGACCCACUCGGCCUGGGGCGGCGUUUCUUUGUCCGCCCGGCCUUAAACCUCGGCUGGAACGUGUACGAUCGGGUGCGCAGCAAGGCGGACGAGAAGGUUGGCACCGUACGGGAGCUGGUCCUUCGCCUGGGCCUCAUCGCCUUCGCCGUGGUGCUCAUCAUCUGGCUGGCUGUCUUCAUGUACGCCGCCUUCUAUUACAUCUACAUGCCGGCCAUUUCGCACACACGACCCGUCCACAUGCAGUUCAAAACCUGCCUGGAGACGAGCACACCCUGCACCUUUCCGCAUGCCCACGUCUCGCUGACGAAGAAGCAACAGCUGCUGAUGGUGGGCCAGGCGUACAAGGUGAUCGUGAACAUAGAUAUGCCGGAAUCACCGCAGAACCUGGAGCUAGGCAUGUUUAUGGUAUGCGCCGAGAUGAGGGACUAUGAUUCGAUGCUGCGGGGUCACUCCUGUCGCUCGGCCAUGAUGCGCUACCGUUCGCCACUCAUCCGCAUGAUCUCGACGUGGGCGCUCAGUCCGCUGUAUGUGCUGGGCUGGAAGGAGGAGUUCCAGCAGGUGCCGGUAGAGAUAUUCUCGCGAUAUCUGGAGGAGCGUCAGCAUCCUAUCACCGAUGUCUAUGUGGAGAUACAGUCGCAGAAGAUACAGUUCUAUACGGUUACGCUGCAUAUUGUGGCUGAUUUUACCGGGCUGCGGUACAUCAUGUUCAACUGGCCCGUCCUGUCGGCCAUAGUGGCCAUUAGCACCAAUCUGUUCUUUAUACUGGUCAUCUUUCUGCUCAGCUGGUACCACUGGUCCGACGCCAGCUGGCUGCACAGCCUGCAAAUCAAGUACGCCCGUCUCACGAAUACGCUGCAGCCCGGCAGUGCCGCCGGCAGCGUGAUCCUCUCCAGCGCCAGCAGCCUGCGCGAUGACGAUCUGGUUGCAUAUGCGGACGACAAGUCCGAUAUAGCGGACGUGGGCGGUGAUCCGCUCAAUGAUACUUCGGAUGCCGAUGAUCUGGUGAUGGUAAAGUCCGGCAGCGGCGGAGGCAAGCCGCGUCAGCGUCAUGUCAAGAAGGCCACCGCCGAUCACUAGGCUAAGGAGGAUGAGCCGAGACCACCGCCCAUGUGACGCUUGAGCCAAAGACUAAGUAGGAUAGUAGGACUAAGUUUAGUGUAACUAAAACAGCAGCCCGCCCAACACACACACACAAUCGAAGUAUUCCAGCGGACUUGCCACUUAAAAUGCUCCAAAUCCUGUGCCAGAAGCCAGGAUUCUUUAUAUACUAUAUAUGGGAAGGAAUCGUCUAAGGAAAUUAAAGAGAGUGGAGUCAUAAUUCUAUUCCAUUUGAAAAGCAGCUUAAACAAGGUAAAUGAAUAAUUAAAUGUUGAAUCAUAGCCCUUAGAUAGAUUACACUUCCCAGGGUUUAGUUUGAACUUUAAAUGAACUCUAAGAAUAAAUUAAACUUAAUCGAUGAAGUUUA